CUCAUCAAGAUGGGUCGCCGAGCAUUGACCGCACAGGAAAGAGCAGACCGGCAGAUACAGCGACAAGAGGCGCUCCGUACAAAACAAACACUGGAACUCGCUCGGGAAUGUGCUCUUGAUCCAAAUUUACGCGUCGUUGUUGACAGUACAUUGCCUGCAUCAUACGCGUCACAGACCACUACAGCUACCAUAGGUGCAUUCGUGUCCACUUAUUCCAUCAAUUCAAAUCUAAUGGCUAGCGUUCUAACGAUAAGACCUAUAUGGCUAGAUCCGCCGUACGCGAACGAAGAUGACAAUCCUAGGUACUAUUAAGAGACGAUUGAACAGUAAUCGUCUAAUAAAUUGUGUUAUCUU
Fusarium redolens is the source of this 354-nucleotide messenger RNA. RefSeq lists its product as uncharacterized. Lineage: Eukaryota; Fungi; Ascomycota; Sordariomycetes; Hypocreales; Nectriaceae. The coding region runs from base 10 to 312 and encodes 100 amino acids. The transcript has a single exon. The record is from RefSeq and is a predicted model, not a curated record.